Molecule: messenger RNA, 1745 nt
Organism: Nanorana parkeri
Lineage: Eukaryota; Metazoa; Chordata; Amphibia; Anura; Dicroglossidae
Gene: NPPC
Product: natriuretic peptide C
Exons: 3
Coding region: 85-471 (128 amino acids)
Biological process (GO): receptor guanylyl cyclase signaling pathway; cGMP biosynthetic process
Cellular component (GO): extracellular region
Molecular function (GO): hormone receptor binding; hormone activity
Source: RefSeq, a predicted model, not a curated record
AGUCGGAGGAGGAGGAGGGAUCUAAAGUCAUUUUCAGCUCUUGUGCUAGCUGAAUUGUUAUUGCUCUAACACUUGAGGAUUUGUAUGCUGAACCGACUGAGUCCUAGAGUCAGGAUGCACUUCUGUCAUAUCGUUGGCUGUGGACUUGUGCUGGCUGUACUGUGUCUAAGGACAGAGGCUAAACCUGUAACUCAGGCACAUCAGAAGUCACUUCGUGUAUUGCUUGGGGAGGAACUGGCCGAAUAUUUAGUUUCUGGAGAAAGGGGAGAACGAAGCAUUGACCCCAAAACUCGUGCCCGACUUUUGAGGGACAUUCGUGCUGACACCCGUUCACGGGCAGCCUGGACCAGACUACUCAACGAGCACCCCAAUUCCCGCAAAUUUAAAGGCAUCAACAAGAAAGGCAUCUCCAAAGGUUGCUUUGGGCUAAAACUGGACCGCAUCGGAGCCAUGAGUGGUUUAGGGUGCUAGAAGCUGGAGCGCCAUCUAGUGGUGGCUCCCAGCACUGACAACGGUUUUCUGAUCACUGGUCAUUAUCCUGUCUUAGUGUAGACACCCAGCUGAGAAUCUUACGUUUCCAGAAGCCAAAGAUUCUGCAGUGGGGGAACGGGCCGGUACGAUGGGACGUAGGACCUGCUGUUACCACAUGUCUGUCUUCGUUUUGUUCCCAGCACACAAGAGCCAUACGUGUGCAUCCUGUGUACAUAUCUGUAACGAGGGCUGCCUAGAUGUUUACAUAUCAGUGUUCAGACACGUGCUUCACCUUUUAGGUGGCCAAGCAGACUCUCACUUGUGUUCUUCACAUGUAGGGUGACUAGGCUUUAUAUGCACAAAAACCAUUCCUAAAUCAUGGCCUGUUGAUGUCUCAGCCGCACGGAAAUCCUCCCCAGGUUACAGUUACAUCAUCACAUACCUGUCUCUAACCUGAGAUUUAACCCUUGACAACUCAAUGUCUUUAGAAAAUGUUUGAAGGUACUUCAAUGGGGCAACACAUUUUGGUUACCACCCCGCCAUGUCUAUAUUAAUGACCAGCCUCUUCUAGAGAGGUCAGUUAUGCUUGAUAAGCUCUACAAAAAAAAAAAAAGGCCGUAGCGCUUUCUGGGAGAAAGGUCGGUCUUGAAACUUUAGUGGCUGCUUAAUGAUUUUGAAUCCUGUCUGUUAGUCUAAUGUCAGUCUUAUCCUGAUCUUGUGGCCAAGUAAAUAAGCUCCAAUGUUCUAAAUGAUAUGCACGGAAUGUUUUUUUUUUUUAGUGUUUUUAUUUUUAGCUUUGUUACAGAGCUGCAAAUUAUUAUAGGUAAACAGGGAAUUACUGUAUGUAGAAUGACUUGCAGCUGUGGAAUUGUAAUUCGUAGGGGUUCCAGCCAACAUGAUACACUAACACUACAUGUGCACUUGCAGAAAUGGUCUAGUAAGGAAGUAAUGUGAAUUUAGACAAUAGCCCUAGGUCAUCCCAGCUCGUGCUGGACUAAUAAAUGUAUACAAUUAUGUAAGAUUUCAGAGCCUAUAAGAUCAUGCCACUGCCCAGGUGUAACUAUCUGGUAUAGGUAACAACAUAGUCAGAUCUGGACAAAAAUCAGUCUGUAUGCAGAGGGUUAAAGUGAAGCUGUCCCAGACACACUAGACCAAAUAGGCAAAGCACACAUGAAGUCUGUACUCACUCCAUGGUUUGCAUUAGGAAGCCCGCAAGCUUUGUCAGAGAGACCCAAUCCAGCAGUGCAAGGAUUAGGUCUCCUGGGGUACUUGUA